AUGCUGUCCGCAAACAUCAUCAAGCUUGCCCUUCUAGGCGCAGCAACCACAGUGCUCGCUCAGACGACGACAUUAGCACCUGUCCUUCCGUCCAAUGAGCCGGAAUGGCGAUCGGACGACACGUUUACCUCGGCGGUACUGGACACACACAAUGUUUACCGCUCCGAGCACGACGCCGAGGACCUCGUCUGGAACAACACGCUUGCUGAGUAUGCCGAGGAGUACCUCGAUAGCGACGGCGAUGACGAUGACGAGUGUCCCGACUUCGAGCACUCGGACACGCCUUACGGCGAGAACCUGGCCAUCGGUCACGCCAACGCGUCGGCAGCCGUCGAGGCGUGGGGCGACGAGCGCGACGAGUACGACUUUGACGACCAGGGAUUCGACCAAGAAACGGGCCACUUUACGCAGCUGGUCUGGAAGAACACUACAGACGUUGGUUGCGCGAGGAAACUGUGUCGCGGCGGCGAUUGGAAUGGGUGGUAUCUUGUGUGCGAGUACUGGCCGCGCGGAAACGUACAAGAUCAGUAUGAAGACCAGGUCAGUGCGGGACAAUUCGAGGGGGCGGCCGCUGGCUUGAUGAGAUCGCACCAGACUGCAGCAUUGGUAGUGGCUCUGUUGGGCCUGUGGGUCGUUCUUUGA
This is a messenger RNA of Verticillium nonalfalfae, 642 nucleotides long. RefSeq lists its product as uncharacterized. Bases 1 to 642 code for a protein of 213 amino acids. The record is from RefSeq and is a predicted model, not a curated record. Gene Ontology annotation, cellular component: extracellular region. Lineage: Eukaryota; Fungi; Ascomycota; Sordariomycetes; Glomerellales; Plectosphaerellaceae. The transcript has a single exon.